This is a messenger RNA of Sinocyclocheilus anshuiensis, 1266 nucleotides long. Its product is annotated as pyruvate dehydrogenase (acetyl-transferring) kinase isozyme 3, mitochondrial-like. Gene Ontology annotation, biological process: protein phosphorylation; regulation of glucose metabolic process. The coding region runs from base 115 to 1257 and encodes 380 amino acids. Lineage: Eukaryota; Metazoa; Chordata; Actinopteri; Cypriniformes; Cyprinidae. Gene Ontology annotation, cellular component: mitochondrion. The record is from RefSeq and is a predicted model, not a curated record. The transcript has 10 exons. Gene Ontology annotation, molecular function: pyruvate dehydrogenase (acetyl-transferring) kinase activity.
UCAGCGUGACAGCAAGCGCAAAAACAAUCGAAGUGUUGAGUGAAAUACGACUUUCAGUCCACCUCAAGUCAGGAGUGCGAGCUGUAUGGUCGUUGAUAGACUUAUUUUCUAAUCAUGAAACUGUUUAACUACUUACUGAAAGAUGUCACGCACAAAAUCGAAUAUUAUUCAAGGUUCUCGCCCUCACCGAUGUCAAUCAAGCAAUUUCUGGAUUUUGGCAGGGAAAAUGCAUGUGAAAAAACCUCCUACAUGUUUCUGAGGAAAGAACUGGCAGUGAGGUUGGCCAAUACGAUGAGGGAAGUCACCUUGUUACCCGCCAAUCUUCAGAGCCAGCCAUCCGUCAAACUGGUCGAGUCCUGGUACAGCCAGAGCUUUGAAGAGCUGUUAGAGUACAAGACAAGAAGUCCAGAGGAUCCCCGCACCCUUUAUGACUUCCUAGAGAUCCUGAUUAAGAUUCAGAACAGGCACAAUGACGUGGUGCCCACUAUGGCCCAGGGUGUCAUCGAAUACAAAGAGAAGUUUGGUUUUGACCCCUUCAUCAGCAGCAAUGUGCAGUACUUUCUUGACCGCUUCUACACCAACCGCAUUUCUUUCCGCAUGCUCAUCAACCAGCACACUCUUCUGUUUGGUGACACCGCUUGUCUUGCGCAACCAAAACACAUCGGAAGCAUCGACCCAGCAUGCAACGUUGCUGAGGUGGUGAGAGAUGCAUAUGAGACCGCAAAGAUGCUCUGUGAGCAGUACUACAUGACAGCUCCUGAACUGAAGAUCGGGGAACUCAACUCCAAAGCUCCAAAGAAGCCUAUACAGGUGGUCUAUGUGCCCUCUCAUCUUUUCCACAUGCUGUUUGAGCUCUUCAAGAAUUCCAUGCGGGCAACAGUGGAGCUCUAUGAAAACAGCAGUGAGGGGCUUCCUCCAGUGAAAGCAAUGGUUACUCUGGGAAAAGAGGAUCUCUCAAUAAAGAUUAGUGACAAAGGUGGCGGUGUCCCCUUACGAAAGAUCGAUCGUCUCUUCAAUUACAUGUAUUCCACUGCUCCAUCACCACGUCUGGAUCCUUCACAAACUGCUGUCCCACAAACUGCUGUCCCACUGGCUGGUUUUGGCUACGGACUGCCAAUCACUAGACUCUAUGCACGCUACUUUCAGGGAGACUUGAGCCUGUACUCGAUUGAAGGGUUUGGGACAGAUGCAGUAAUUCAUCUUAAGGUAUUUGCAUUGCCGUUUUUAUCUGUGAGACACUUAGAUGAGAGUGAGUAAUGAGGCUGA